Messenger RNA from Trichogramma pretiosum, 5018 nucleotides. RefSeq lists its product as uncharacterized. Gene Ontology annotation, cellular component: cytoplasmic vesicle membrane. The transcript is spliced from 6 exons. The record is from RefSeq and is a predicted model, not a curated record. NCBI's taxonomy places the organism in Eukaryota, Metazoa, Arthropoda, Insecta, Hymenoptera, Trichogrammatidae. The coding region runs from base 861 to 2228 and encodes 455 amino acids.
AUUGAUUCAAUUUAUCAACAUUGACUCUUUUUUUUAUAAAUUUUCAUACUAUCUCAUUUUCGUUGAGUAAAAGUCUCAAGUAAAAUAAGUUAUUUUUGUCAUCAAUAAUCCAUAUGCUCAUACAUUAUUAUUUCGUAUCGUGACGGAAAUUUAGCUCGUUUGUCGAUGCAGCGACAACUAAUUGGUUGCAGCAGGUAAGCAAUUGUGUAAUUUUUGCCUCUUUAUCAGGCCGAGACAGUAUUUAUUACACUUGCUUUGUGUAAUUGGCAUCGGUUCCAAUGUACUAUCUAAAAUAAACAUAUUUAAAUUUUUCGUUGAGAAUGUAGGUAGGGUUUCGAGCACGAAUUGUAAAAGGCUCUAAAUAAUUCGCAUGGAAAUUGGCUCAUAAUUUUAUACGCUCGUUGAGACUUGUCACGACGUCGAAAGAAAAAUACACGUGUGUUGAACGAGUACGUUAAAAAUCCAUGCCUGCACAGUCGGUCAGUGGCAGCGAGCAACGAUACAUGAUAUAGGUAUAAGGUGCAAGACAUCGAGCAGGCGUUCGCUGAAAAGGUCGCAUAGCUGCCAAUGGCACAGGCGCUAAAUAACACAGGCGAGCUGGAGAGAAAUCCGAGCUCGCGCCUCGUGCCUCGCUGUGCAGCAGUAGGCAGCCGCGAGCCAUAACACAGGCCAGAGGGAGAAUCACAACAAUGCGCGCGCCAACUCGAGCAGGUGUCGUUGUCGAAGGGGCGCCGCCGCCGCGGCUGGUCCUGUUUGCGUCGUCGUAAGCGUCGAUCGACCGAGUUGUGCACUUGCAAAGCUCGAGGCUGAUACUCGUCGAAGCGCUGAAUCAGUAUUCUCGAGGAAGGCCCGCGCCUGAUAUGCCUCGGCGUCCGGACUCGCUCCUCUUCUGCUCCUUCUUCCACCUGCUGUUGCUGCUUUUGCAAUCAACCCGACAAGUCUCGGCAAAGCUCUGCGAUGGAGGUCACGUGUGUACAUUCCCGAAAGAAUGUUGCAGUCUCGGCUGCUGCAGCUACACGACGUUCCCGCAGAUUGGCAAUUCCGUUACGGAGAUGCUCAAAUUUUUGUUCUGGUACUACUGGUAUCUAUGGAUCGCGGUACUCGUGGGUUUGGUCGUCGCGACGGCCUGCGGCUGUUGGCUGUGCCGGCGCCGAAACGCCAGCAUGCUCGACGACGGCACGACCAUCUCGGAGAGGGCCUCGCUGGGCUCGUGCUACCUGCCGCCGCACUACAGCCGAUGCAGCUCGAUCGUCCAGGCGAUGCCACCGCCCUACAACGAGGUCACGGCUAAGCCGGACCUCUACCCCCUGGUCAUCGGCUACGGAGACGACGUGGCCGGGCCCUUCGGCAAGGGCCACUGCUCCGGCCUGGUGAUGCGCUACUUCCGCUCGCUGUCGCACGCCAGCACCCUCGACUCGCUCUCCUCCAGCUUCAUGUGCAACGUCGUCAACAGCGAGGCCAACAACGCCAUACCGCCGCCGUAUUCCUGCAACAACAGCAUCGACGAGCUCUCCUCCACGGCCACUGGGGGCGCUACCGGUGGUGCGGAACGUCCGAUUAAUUUUGGCGAAGGCUCGCUCGCCUCGCUCGUCAAUCAUCGCACCACGUCCGACGUGUCGAGCUUAGCGGCGCAGUCGCCGCUGUCGCCCCCUCGAGCUACCAGUCCCACGAUCGAGUUGCGCGAACUUUUGGAUAAAAUUCAACAAUUGCCCCAGCUGCCAUCGAUAAAUAAUCAUCACAACCUGCAUCAUUCCCAGCAGCAGCAACAGCAACAACAAACGUACGAUCAAACGGCUCCGCGUCCAUCGGCUCUGUACUCGCUGAGCCAGCAGCGCUCGACGAGUCCGCAAAAUCCUUGCGACGACAAUAACGACCCCAGCGGCGAUGAAGACGGCGACGACGCGAGAAUUUCACCCUAUCGUCGACAGCGGCAGCAAGCGCAAACGAGCUCGGGAUUCGCCGCGGCCUCGACGUCCCGAACGCGACGCACCCGUGGCAAGACCUACGUAUCCGUCGGUCAUUCUGGAAUCUUGUCGGGCGGUGGCUCGAGUCGUUCGUGGCUCUCGAGGUCCGCUCCGACUACACCGAGUGGAGUACCGACGGGAGUAUCGGCUUUUCUCUAUCAGCACCAUCUUUACCAGGAGGCCGCCAACAGACAACAAGCUGUACCGCUCUUACUGGCCGAGCAAGAAGAAAACGAACAGGCCAGUGCCAACGAUGCUUCUUGAACGUCUUUAGUUUUAUCAUAAAGUUCAAGAGCUUAUUCACUUAUCACGAAUACAUAAAAAAACAUAGAAACUUGGAAUGGUGAUUUAUAAAGUGUUAGUUCAGAUGGUUGAAAGUUACUAUGAUAUUUUGUAAAAACAACAACGACCCAAGUUUUAUUUUACUUGACUAACCGAUUAUUAUUGCAUAAUUAUUUGCAUCAUAAUAAUUUAUGCCUUGUUAAUACUCAAAAAAAUAUCCCGAUAUAAUGACGAUUUUAAUUUUAAAAAAUGCUUCUUACUGCCUACAUCACGAAAAAAUAUAUCGAUUGCGAGAAUAUAACUUGAACUCUUUUAACUGAUUGUAAAAUGGUCGAUUAACAUACAUUGAAACAAAUAUUAUAAAUAAUAUUCAAAUAUUUAAUAUAUUUUUUGUCAUGCCAAGCAACUAAUUAUACACGAUUCACCUGGUCUAAUGGGAUAAAACGUAUUUUUAUCAAAUUCACAUUCGAGCUCAAAAUUCAUCUUGUUAAAUCACAUAAUCAUUGUUACUGCAAUAACCGUUCAGUUAAACCUCUUAUGUGGUGGGAACAUUCAGAAAUUUAUAUUCAUUCGAGAAAAGUAUAAUUAAAAAAUCAGUAAACAAAUGGUCUUGACAUAGGUCUUAUCAUCAAGAGGUUUAGUAAAUAUAAAUUAAAAUUUUUACGAGAAACGAUAAUCAAGAUUUAUUUGCAACCACAAAAAAUGAACGAAACAUAUCCACUCACGCAUAUAAAAUCGAUGAGGCAGAGAUAUUUUGUAUUAUUUUUAUACGCUCAUACUAUAGGUGGCGUUAAUUAUAAAUGAUAAUUACAACAUAAAAAUAAGGAAGCAAGGAUUAUACAUACGCAUCGUGCUAAUAACUUAUCGAUCUAUACUCCAUCAAUAAUAUGUAAUUCAAAUUUCAUCACUUUUAAUAAGUGAGAAAUUACUUAAACAUAUUAUAAAAUUAAUAUUUCGUUUUGUGGGAAGUUUUCAUUAUCACAUUACUAUAAGUAAAUGCAAGGCGCAAUUUGUACUAAAAGAUUGUUUUAUCCAAUUUAAUUGAUGCAGAUCUUAGUUUUAUAGAACUAAAUAAAUACAUUAAAUUGGAUAGGGUUUUCAAUUUUUCUAGUCGACAUUAUUGAAAAGUAUUAUUUACGCGUUAUAGAAUAACUUAAGUGGUUAAAAAUCAAUUGUUAUGACUAUUGUUAAAAUAUAUUAAAUCAUUAAUUUAGUCGUAUGCUAAUGUAAUUAAGUUUUUCAUAAAGAUGCUAUGAUAUUGUUAUUGUAAAUAACUCGUAUCUCGAAUAUUGUAAUCUUUUUCAAUAAGUAGGAUCUUUUUUACAAAAUAAGUAUUGCAAUGAACAUUAGUCACACUCAUGUGUUAUAUCAUUACAUAGUUCGAGUAUUCAGAAAAUUGAUGUGCCAAGCUACAACUUGGAAAUUAGAGACUGAGGCAGGACAAGUAUUUGCCCAUCGAGCGUACUAUUGAGAAAAUGAAGCAUUUUUUUAUUGUGAUAAUCAGACGUGGAAAAUUGAUCAAACUCUUACGAGGAACCGUUGUGUUUGUAUAAUUGAUACAAAAUCGCAUUUCAAGCGAAUUGAACGUUUGAAACUAUAUUGGAUAUAAUUGAAGGACAUUCGCAAUAUAUUUAUGUAAUACAAAAUAAAAAAUAUGUCGUAUCAAAAUAAUCGUAUAUUUUUUCAUUAAGCUUGAGAAUAUUCAAAAAUCAAACUUCCACCGAAAAAAUUGUAUACGCGCCGUAUUCGCUGUUUUAAGCCAAUAUGUGCAAAAAUAAAUAAAACUUUGUCCAUCCAGUUUGCAGCCGUUCGAACGUGUAUAUUCAUUUAAGUGUACGAAACAAUAAAAUAUGCAAAUUUACCACCAUGUGUACUCUCACCCCGUGUGGUUUUCCAAUGAACUAGGUAGAUUUGAAAAAAUUAAUAAUUAAAAUUCUGGUCGUGAGCGAUAAUGUAAUGACGAUGAAAAAUUUCUGCUUUUUAAAUUAUAGUUUAUUAUGAAGUCGUAGAAUUACAAAUGACUAUAAUCAUUUGAAAUAUUAUGCAGUGAUUAUAUGUAGGCAAAGAAAAUAUUUAAUGAGUAUUUAAUAAAAACGUAUGUAAUCGGUACAAUACAGUAUCAAACAACAUUAUCAUUGUUUGAAUAAAUUCUUAUGAGUGGUAUUGUAUUCUCAAACAGGCAUAAGCGUGUAGUAUAUUAUACUACGAAACUACUUUGAAGAUGAUAGAUGAAGUUUUAUUAAUAUAUCAAGUAGAAAUAGUUAAUAGCUGCGAUUCUACAGAUACAUGCAAGUUCUCAAUGCAAUUUAGAUGCAGAAUAUUCUCUUUGCAGUCAAAAUCAGUUUUUAGCGAAAUUAAAUAAUUUGAAAAAUCUUUCACUAAUUUUUCGUUCAAAUAAACUAUUAUUUUUGAUAUAAUUCUAUUUUAGUUAAAAUUACAAUUUACACACUGAAAAUACACAAGUAUGUAUCGAUCUAUGCACCAAAUAAACAGCGCACAAUGUUCCGAUAAUGUUUACUAUAAAUACGAAUGGUAUACAGCAAAUUGGUUAGUUUUAAAAGUUACAAGAAUCUUGGCUUGACGUUACUCGAUAACGGUAUUGAUAAUGCAUUGCGUGCUUACAGUAAAAAAUGAUUACAGAAAUAAUAAUUACGAAACCUUAUCGAUAUUCAAGAUUCAUGAUACUAUUGGGUACACAAAACUGAGUGUAUUAUUAGCGAGUAUUUUUUAUAACACGAGUAAAAUCCAAAUAAAAGCUUUUAUCAAAAGAAA